AUGCUACGAGGCCCCCUCCCUUUCCUGACGCUGUUUGAAACAGAAGAUGUCCCCAUAGAAUAUCAUAGAAGUCAACCAGAUCGUCCCACGUUGCAGUACGUGUACGUCCAGAAGGGUCCUCCUCUGGUGACUGCUCGAUCGUUCGAGACGGCAAGAAACAUGCAUGCUGGCGUUCCCUUGGACGGCAUUGAAUGGUUGCGGCCUGCAGAGCAUUUUGUCAAGGUCCCGCCCAGACGCAUGCUAGCAGUGCAGAAGCCUUCGGCCUUCGAGGGCGUUCCUCCCUGGAUGUUCCUCUUGACGUUCGUGGGCGCUGUUGUGGGUAUCAUUCUGCUGUUCCAGCUAGCAGAAAGGAUAUGGGACAAGAGGCAGGAGCCGACGUGA
This is a messenger RNA of Guillardia theta CCMP2712, 381 nucleotides long. RefSeq lists its product as hypothetical. NCBI's taxonomy places the organism in Eukaryota, Cryptophyceae, Pyrenomonadales, Geminigeraceae. Bases 1 to 381 code for a protein of 126 amino acids. The record is from RefSeq and is a predicted model, not a curated record. The transcript has a single exon.